AUGUCCUCGCUCGUCUCGCACAGAUGCAGCAGCUUUGCCCUCCGUAGCUUGCCGGCCCGCAGCAGUAGCUUGCAACGACCAUUGCUUUCCGGCCUGCUCCUUAAUCAGCGCCGAUGCUAUGCUUUGAGGAUAGGCAAGCGCCAGCAAAAAAAGGAUAGGACCGAAGAGGAAAAUGUACAUGACAUCGAGACCAUGAAAUAUAUGGCCUCCAGGCUCCCUGCAGACAUCUAUGGAAGUUAUGCGAAGCUGUUGGACUUGCAUAUCCCAAGCCUGAAGUCGCCUAAGGAGGAUGCAAAAAUCUCUGACCACAUAUAUGCUACUCUGAAGACUAUGCGUAAUUGGUUCAGGAAUGCUCAAAGCAUGGCACAGAUGGCGAGCUAUAAGGGCUUUAUUGAACGAAAAAGACCAUGGAACCCGCAGAUAUUCUGUGCACAGUCGACUCGCGACUCAGCAUGGAUCGCACCGAUUCGUCAAGCGGCACUCGACACGUAUGUCAAAUUGAAUGAAGCUGUCGCCAAUCGGGACGAGAAGACGAUUAAACGCUUGGCUGUUGACGAGAUGGAGAAAGACUAUCUCAGGCUCGCCCGUUCCCAGGAUCCAUCGCGUGUGUAUGUGUGGAAGUUCCACGGAGAACGCUCGCCCUGUCGUGUCCUUAGCAUUCGAUCGCGCCAUGGGCAUUUUGGAACGACUCCAAACAAAUUGAGUCCUCUCGUUGUGCAGGUUCUGGUCAAGUUUGACACUCUGCAGAGUGUGGAAGGAUACUCCAAGAAGGGCACUCUGUUGUACAAACAGGAUCCGAAGCCUGUUGUUGAGUAUCUCGUGCUGCAGAAGCGGAUGUGGUACGACACGCCUUGGGUAGUCAGAAACCGCUUUUACAAGGAAUUGGACAGCACAUUCGAAGACGUUUAA
Messenger RNA from Laetiporus sulphureus 93-53, 909 nucleotides. RefSeq lists its product as uncharacterized. Gene Ontology annotation, biological process: protein insertion into mitochondrial inner membrane from matrix. The transcript is spliced from 5 exons. The coding region runs from base 1 to 909 and encodes 302 amino acids. Gene Ontology annotation, cellular component: mitochondrial inner membrane; mitochondrion. The record is from RefSeq and is a predicted model, not a curated record. NCBI's taxonomy places the organism in Eukaryota, Fungi, Basidiomycota, Agaricomycetes, Polyporales, Laetiporaceae.